UACAUUUAUAAACAGUUUCCUUGUCUAUUACAAAUGUCUUGGCUUAAAAUUGAAGUUUUAAGUUCAAUGGCACUACUUACAGUGUUUUGCUUCUCCUGUUAUUGUUUUGAUACUGGAAAUGGCAGCUUGACAAAUCCAAUUUCACAUCAUGAUUCUCACACUUUAACCCCUAAUGAUACUGUUAAAAUUACAAACACUGCAGGGGAAACAUUGUUUAAAAACUCCCUCCCUUGGUGUUCAAAUAUAUAGGGAAACAUUUGUUUUACGUAUGGUAAAAGCUUACUUACAAAACCUAGAUAUGGGGCCAAAUUCGACCUGACAAUGUCCCAAUUACUAAACCCAUGGAGGUACAAAUAUCUUUACUGCAUGGUUUUAAAUCAGUAUGAGAAAGGUGACUUUAGUUCCUCUUCAGUAUUGAUAGAUAGGUAGUGGUGGACUCAGAGUGGAUAAUGUCAACAUCAAUAUACAAUACUAGACCCAGUGAUUUUUAGCAUUCCAUUAGCAGGAAAAUGGUGUAACUAUUAGUCCUAAAUCUCAGAGCAAUACAAUCCCUGAUAGGGAUAUGGCCAAAUGGAUCCUUACUUUUCAAACUUCCUGUGUGAUUGUUAAAAGCUGUUCCUCUUGCAUUUGGUACCCUCCAACCUCCUGUAGUGCCAAUGGGGACUAGGAAGUAUUCUUACAGCUCUGUUGAUUAUGGUCUCUCGCCAUUAUAGCUUUGACCAAUACCCCAUUUCAAAUCUCUUGUAAGGAAGUGAAAUGUCAAGUUUAAUUUCCCUGGUGAUCAAUCAUAGUCACCAAACAAUGCAUUAAAGUAAAGAGUAUAUUCUUAAAUUGUCCAGGAUGCCUUAAGAUCCUCUUAGUUUCACCACAUAUACUGAGAAAAUCUGUCAACUCUCUGCUAGUAAGGUAAGUUGUCAAAUUUUUCUUUAAAUUCAUUUUCAAGUUUAUAGGCUCGUUGCUCUUAGCUGAGGGAGUGCUGUGGUAUUUUGGAGGGGGGUUUAAACACAUUAAUGAUAGUGAAACAGUUGAGGCUGCUGUGCCAAAUCUAAGAUGAGACAGGAUCUGUGCUGGAUUUUUAAAAGGGGAUCAGAGGUUUUUGGUGUUCCAAUUAAAAUACAAUGGGGCACAGAAUCUCCACCCAGCAGAGUGGAUAACGGAAUAAGGGAGGCUGCGCAACACAUGAAUACUACAGUCUGGGGGGGGUGGUAAGCUUGCUCCCAUUGUGCUUCUGUUCUCAUGGAGCAGAUUUCCUAAGCCACUUCCAAGGGGAGCCUCUACAGCCAGAAGAACCUCCACAUUGCUGCAUUGAAGCGUAUGCCACUUUUUCCUGAAAUGAAUUGAGCUGCUGCAGGAGAGCCUAGGAUUGCAGAUGAGAGCUGCAGGUCUCACCUGUGGCCACUGCUAAUUAAUAAUUUCACUCACUCACUGGGAGCUCUCCUCCUCUGUUUGCAGCACAAAUCUGUGUGUAUGAUAUGUCCACUGCAAAAAAGAUGUUUUCCUUUGUUUAACAGUGUGAUCAUACACGUUAGCUAGCCUACAUUAAAAUCCUACAAAGCACUACAGGAUAACCAUGUGACGUCAACAUUAUACCUCUAUCAGUGGUUGACCUCAUCGGAAAACUACAGUGCUUUGCCUCCACUAAGGUUUUACAGCAGGCUAGCUAAUGCAUAUUAGUUUCGCUGCAGUAAAAACACCAUUUUUGGCAGUGAAGACAUUGCUUUAGCCUGGAAGUGUUGGGGCAGCUGCCAAGCACCAUGCCUCAGGAAGGUCUCCAGGCAGUCCUUGUGUCAGGACUAUACAAACAUUCAACAGUGAAUUAAGGAAUAUGAUCUUGCUUAUGGUACCUGCUAUACGGCAGGGAGGGAAUCCCUCUGUCUCUGGUUCCCCAUCUCUACCUGCUAAGAUGGGGACACAAAAGUUCAGAUGUGGCUCCUGUACUGGAAGCUGGUUUUGUACACUGAUGCCACCUACUGGCCCGCGUGGUGACUAACUAGCAAAACCUCAUGGCUGCCCUCAAACCUUCCCUUGCAGUUUUUGGGCAGCACUUUAAGGACUCAAAUUUCCUCGAAGCAGGAUACUUUUAGCAGAGAGCUUCAUUUCCCCACCCUUGGUCUUGGGUAAGGGGUGGGGCUGAAAUGCCUUGAAUAUGCUAAUUACUUUGAGGGGAGGGAUAAAGUCCAAAGGGCCCUGCACUUAGGGGGCUGCUUUUUUUUUUUUUUGCGCUAGGUCUGCCUCCUUUGCUUCGUGGCUUCUUUUAGAAGAAUGAGCCCUGUGUUCCCUAGUGCAGAGAGGAAUUAAGGAACAGACUUAAACGAACUAACUCAGGAGGCUGUAGCUAGUCGCAACAACAAAUGAAGACAGAUUUUCCUUAAUCUUAUUUUUGCAGCAUCUUAUGCUAUGCAUCAUCCUGACGGAGAAAGGAAGGGGGCAGACGCAGAGAAUCAGCCAACAGCAACGAAGGAGGAGGAACAGCAACCCAUAUCAGCCCCUGAUGGAGGAUGGGGAUGGAUGAUAGUGCUUCACUUCUUUCUGGUAAAUGUGCUUGUGAUGGGAAUGCUGAAAACCUUUGGAAUUUUCUUUGUGGUCUUUCAAGAAGAGGUGGGAGGCUCUUCAGAACAAAUCAGUUGGAUCGGCUCCAUCAUGUCCUCUCUCCGCUUCUCAGCAGGUCCACUGGUCACUAUAGCCUGUGGGAAGCUGGGGGACCAGCUGACUUCCAUCAUUGGGGCAGGCCUAGUUAGCAGUGGUUGUCUGAUCAGCACACAGGCCACUAGUAUCUCCUUCCUGUGUGUGUCUAUGGGACUUCUAUUGGGGCUGGGCUUUGCUUGCUUGUAUCAAGCAGCUGCUGUGAUGACUGCCAGGUACUUUAAAAAGCGACUAGCUCUAUCCAAUGCACUUGCUCGCUCAGGAAUGGGACUGACAUUUAUACUAGCACCUUUCACUCAACUUCUGAUAGAUUGUUAUGGUUGGCAAGGUACCCUACUGAUCUUUGGAGGGAUCAUGUUAAACCUUGUGCCUUCUAGUAUGUUACUGCGACCUCUUAACAUCAAGAAUCUCCAAGCCUUUUCUGGUAGAAAUGUAGACAGUGGAUCAUUAACACAAAGUAAACAUCCAGCAACUCUUACAAGCCACCUAGAUGAAAUCAGUACCACAGAAACACAGUUUAAUACUAGACUGGAUUCUCCUAUGCAAGAUUCCACUGUCACAAACAGGCUCCAGGCAGCUGGAACAUUAGGAUCACUAGUUCCAGUGAACUCUGCUGGUUUGGAAGGGUCUGAGAGAGAAACCUCCAACCGCUACGCUCCUGGUGGAGACCGUGACAGGGACUGCAGCUAUAACAACCUUCCACUGCAAAAGGAAUGGAAUUCCCACUCACGGCCAGUUCCCUGCAGGCAGCCUCUUCUUGAUUUCUCACUGCUGAAAGAUCCCUUUUUCUGUAUUUUUGCCUGGUCAUUUUUGUUCAGCCAACUGGCCUACUUCAUUCCCACCUUUCACCUGGCAGCAAGAGCCAAAACCUUGGGCAUAGACAGCAUGGAUGCCUCUUACCUCAUUUCAGUGGCUGGGAUUAUAGAGACAGUCAGUCAAUUGCUUUCUGGCUGGAUCGCUGAUCAGAACUGGAUCAAGAAGUAUCAUUACCAUAAGACUUACCUUAUUCUGUGUGGCAUCACUAACCUGCUGGGUCCUCUUGCCACAUCCUUCCCAUUACUUAUGGUCUACACCGUAAGCUUUGCCAUUUUCUGUGGAGGAUACCUGGCUCUGCUGCUCCCUGUGCUGGUAGAUUUUGUAGGUGUUCCCAGACUCCACAAUUCUUUAGGAUUUGCCUCAUUCUUUGCUGGGAUAGCAGCCAUCGCUGGACCUCCUAUAGCAGGUUGGCUGUAUGACUACACUCAGACAUAUGCCUGCUCCUUUUUCUUUGCUGGAACCUGUUAUCUCAUCGCACCCAUUUCCUUCUUCUUUGAGCCUUCGGCCCAUAAAUGGAAGCUACGGAAAGAAGAGGAGUUGAACAAAGUGACCACUUAGUGGAGAGGCUCUGCUGCAGUUGAAAGAAAAGAAGAAGCCUGACUUCAGUAUAUGAUCAGAAGGUGAUAAUUAGGACAGACUUUUCACUAAUUAAUAAAAGAUGGCAGAAAAAUGAAAAUUGACAUUUGUCACAA
Chrysemys picta bellii (western painted turtle) is the source of this 4151-nucleotide messenger RNA. It is a transcript of the gene SLC16A4, whose product is annotated as solute carrier family 16 member 4. Gene Ontology annotation, molecular function: monocarboxylic acid transmembrane transporter activity. The record is from RefSeq and is a predicted model, not a curated record. Gene Ontology annotation, biological process: transmembrane transport; monocarboxylic acid transport. Gene Ontology annotation, cellular component: plasma membrane. NCBI's taxonomy places the organism in Eukaryota, Metazoa, Chordata, Testudines, Emydidae.